UUCUUCUCUUUCUUAGAAAACAGACUUUGGUGUCAGUGCAAGUCUUGCUAGCUCCAUGGGACAGAGGGACGCAUUUGUUGGAACCUACAACUAUAUGUCGCCUGAGAGGAUAAGUGGAAGCACAUACGACUACAGCAGCGACAUUUGGAGUUUGGGGAUGUCAGUGUUAGAAUGUGCAAUAGGAAGAUUCCCAUACUUGGAAUCUGAAGACCAGCAAAACCCGCCUAGCUUUUAUGAGCUUUUGGCAGCAAUCAUAGAGAGUCCACCACCAACUGCUCCUUCUGAUCAAUUCUCACCUGAAUUUUGCUCCUUUGUAUCAGCCUGCUUACAAAAGGAUCCUCCAGCAAGAGCAUCAUCCUUGGACCUAUUUAGUCAUCCAUUCAUAAAGAAGUUUGAGGAUGGAUAUUGAUCUCGGGGUACUUGGUGGAACUCUGGAACCACCUGUUAACUGCCUUAGAUAAGUAAGCCCUCUUUUUUCUUCUGCAUUUUGUAUAUGAUAUGAUAAGAUACAUGAUGUGUAAUGUGUCUGAGUGUCGGAAAAGAUUAUUAUUACUUAAUGAACAAAAAUGGAUGAGAUUUUCCCUUUUAU
Messenger RNA from Brassica oleracea var. oleracea, 589 nucleotides. Its product is annotated as mitogen-activated protein kinase kinase 6. The transcript is spliced from 4 exons. The record is from RefSeq and is a predicted model, not a curated record. NCBI's taxonomy places the organism in Eukaryota, Viridiplantae, Streptophyta, Magnoliopsida, Brassicales, Brassicaceae. Gene Ontology annotation, biological process: MAPK cascade; protein phosphorylation. Gene Ontology annotation, molecular function: MAP kinase kinase activity; ATP binding. Bases 56 to 409 code for a protein of 117 amino acids.